This is a messenger RNA of Cooperia oncophora, 1089 nucleotides long. The record is from the annotation of a GenBank genome assembly. NCBI's taxonomy places the organism in Eukaryota, Metazoa, Nematoda, Chromadorea, Rhabditida, Trichostrongylidae.
AUGCCUCAUGUACGAGAGAAACAGCACAAAUUGACUGGCAAAGAGCUGCCAUACCACGUUAUCAACGAAAUGCCGAUGUUUCAGACUAACCACGUUAUUGGUGGUCGUUAUCAGAUUUUCGAACGGAUCGGAUGGGACGAUCGGGUGGGAGCAACUUACUUGGCAACUGCUCCUGAUGGUAAAGAACUAGUUUUACGAGUGGGAAACGAUCAAAUACUUAUUCCUCAACUCGAAGCAUCAUUUCUGUGUAAGAUAGAGCAGGAAAACUUAUGGCGCUUCUUCUCGCAAGUGCAUUCCAUCUAUCACGAUGAAGAUUUCUACUAUCUCGCUUUAUACUUCCGAAGUGGACCAGUACUCAACCAGUGCUUGGAGUAUUCCGGAAAGAAGUUCACUCACGGCUCCGGUGGCCGUUUAGCUCUCGAUGUACUACAGAUCAUACGUGCAACUCACAACUUGGGCUACCUCGUGCGUUCACUCAACUUGGAGAUGUUUCACUUUGAUGCUUGCUCUCGCCAUCUCUUCAUGGCCGACUUAUCGACUAUACGGAAAGACACAUCCAAAAUCGACACUCACAACCAUGAACUGGUAAUGCCUCAUUGGUGUGGCGGCCUCAUAUUCGCGCCGAUGACAUUCCACGACGACGAUCCGAUUUGCUGUCGAGAUGAACUCGAAGCUUGGCUCUACUUCUUCGUUUAUCUCGUCAAAGGCACACUGCCAUGGGAAUGCGAUCGGGCCGUAGAUGUCAAAUGGACAAAGAUCAAGUCGAUUAACUGCGGUGAACUGUUCGAAGGAUUACCACAUCAAUACAAGAAAAUCUUCGACACCAUUACACGGGAGGGUGCAACGGAUCCAGUGUCGAACGCCGAGUACGACCGACUAGAAGAACUGACUAAAGAGAUCAUUCACGAUGUGGGCGGCAUAAAAGACGAUGAUGACAACUUCGACUUUGAGCGUGACCCAACAGAAGAUGAAAUACCGAGGUUUGUUGUGGAGCGAAAACCAACUACACUUGAGGAGCAAUCCGGUGAAGCUCGUACACAAUCAAGCAAUUCCGAUGAAGAUUUCACGGCAUUAUCUUAUGAAGACUAG